AUGCUACUACCCUGUUAUCACCCCGCCUUCCCUCCUUUCCCUCCUUUCCCUCCCUUUCCUCCCUCCACUCCCUCUUCUCAUCCCCUCUCCCAACAACCCUCACUCAUCUGUCGCACAACCCUCUUCCGGUCCCUGCGUGCCCCCAUGCCCCUCCCCAUGUGGAUUCCCUCCCCCCACACUCCACCGUGCCCGCUGACCUCCGUGAGCCCGCGGCUGCACCCCCUGCGUCCAACCCUCUCCGGCCUUCGCUGGCAGUCAAGCUGUUCCGCAGGCGCUGGCGGCAUGGGGGCAGCUUGGGGGCGGCUGGCAGGCGUGGUCGGGCAGCAGCAUGUGAGUGCUGCUCCAGCGCAUGUGAGUGCUGCUCCAGCGCAUGUGAGUGCUGCUCCAGCGCAUGUGAGUGCUGCUCCAGCGCAUGUGAGUGCUACUCCAGCGCAUGUGAAUGCUGCUCCAGCGCAUGUGAGUGCUGCUCCAGCGCAUGUGAGUACUGCUCCAGCGCAUGUGAGUGCUGCUCCAGCGCAUGUGAGUGCUGCUCCAGCGCAUGUGAGUGCUGCUCCAGCGCAUGUGAGUGCUGCUCCAGCGCAUGUGAGUGCUGCUCCAGCGCAUGUGAGUGCUGCUCCAGCGCAUGUGAGUGCUGCUCCAGCGGAUGUGAGUGCUACUCCAGCGCAUGUGAAUGCUGCUCCAGCGCAUGUGAGUGCUGCUCCAGCACAUUGCGGCAGAUGGGACGCACCAUCAACGUCCCAGGCAUCCCUCUCCUCACCUCAGUACAUUGCCCCAUCUGUAGUCCUUCCACGUCUCCCCUCCCUCUCCCUCUCCUAA
Messenger RNA from Closterium sp. NIES-65, 816 nucleotides. NCBI's taxonomy places the organism in Eukaryota, Viridiplantae, Streptophyta, Zygnematophyceae, Desmidiales, Closteriaceae. The record is from the annotation of a GenBank genome assembly.